GCGCCGACUUCCGGUUCGAGCGCCAUCUUGAUAGUUAGCAUCGUGAUUAAUUACUUUGUUUUUUGCUCAUUAAUAUUGUUUAAAGUGUAAUAUCGAUAGCUUAUUAUACAGUAAACUAAUGUGGUAGUGUGCAGUGAAUGGAGAAUUAAUUUUGAAGCGCGUUUAACCACCAUCUUGGAGUCAACGGCCAGUAGUCCACGUGCUUCUUGUAAAGUCUAGCUAUCGAUUUACAAGAGCUAACAAAUCACCGUACACUGUCUUGUACAACCGUACAAUUUUUGUCGUUUUUAAACCUCUUAAUACCUUGAUACUGGCGAAAUAGUCCCACUGGGCUGAAGCCAUAAUUUUAAAAGAAGAAGAACAGAGGCGCCAACUGGGAUGGUUGGAGUCGAGUACACAUACAAAAGGGACUUAGAUUGGAGGACGUGGAGAGAAGUAACUUAUCCCAAAAAGAAAAAGGAAGUAAUAUGUUACAGGUGUCAAAAUAUCGUAAAUUUAGCUGAAAGUAAUUGUACCAACUGUCACGUAGGCGGAUAUUGGGUAAUUGAGGAUAAGCAGCCACGGUGUUCCUAUGAAAUACUUUCCUUUAAAAAUAAUAACGAGUUGUGUGUGGCACAUUUUUGGCAGUUAAAUAAAGCGAAUUCAAACUCUUGCCCAGCAGUGAUUCCCUUAAAUGAAAUAUCUAGUUGUGGAGUUCCAAUGAUAACUAAAUAUGUAGUCAAUGCGGAUUACUUGACAAACGUUUCUGAGCGCACUUUACCCGCCAUUUGUCAAACGUGGGAAAGGUGCGAAUUUUCAACUGUUUAUGCUGUAAACCCAGAAAGCAUAGUAUUCAGAAUUAUAAAUACAACAAACAACAUAAUUUACUCUAGAAUCAUGGAAAAGAACAGGAAAAAAUACGUGUGCGUCGAUAAUUGUGGCAUAUUUAAUUUCGACACUCUGAGUGCUACAAGAAACGAGGAACACUUAGUUUUAAACCUUUUAAAUUCGAAUAAAAAGAAACGUGACAACCCUAGACCUGAAAAAAACAAAAAUACGCGCCAAAAAUUAAAAAGUGCUACCUUGAAAUUAAAUAACGGUGCGUUCAAUAAAAACAAUUUAGAACAACCAUUGGAAAGUGGACAGAGUACGACACACAAUCCACCGAUGUGCAAACAAAUACUUUUAAAAGAACUUUACCGUGAUUUGAACGACGAAAAUUUUACGUAACAAGUGAACUUUGUAAUUUUCCCCUGCUUUUGUCGUUUUACCAAUAAAAUAUUCUAAGUAUAGCCUGGCAAACCAUUGAAUAGAGAGCAAAUUUGAAAAAAAUAGGCGCAAAGAAUUAAUGGUUCACAAAUGGGAAAUUUAAAUUUCGCGUCUUUUUCGACUGGCAAAAUUUGUUAGACUAUACACAAUUAUCAAUACAAAUAAUACAAUCAUUUGGA
Cydia strobilella is the source of this 1427-nucleotide messenger RNA. RefSeq lists its product as uncharacterized. The transcript has 4 exons. The coding region runs from base 379 to 1209 and encodes 276 amino acids. The record is from RefSeq and is a predicted model, not a curated record. Lineage: Eukaryota; Metazoa; Arthropoda; Insecta; Lepidoptera; Tortricidae.